AUGGAUAGUCCCAGUAAAUCGACAGGCAAAGCCGCAAAGAAAGAGAUGAGACCCCGGACCCCGCAAGAGAGGAAGCGCUUGAAGGCCUCAGAGGAGUUCUCCUUUGUCUCCGAGGAGCAUUCCCAGAACUCCGCCCUUAAAGGGGAGGACAUCCAGGCACUCACUAUCCGGCAGGAGGACCUGGAAAAGCUGCGGGUGCAGCAGCCUCCCAGCGAGGCCCAGAAGCCCCACACAGUGACCCGGGUUCUGGUGCGGAAGACCCGCCCCGUGGAGGAGGAGCGGAGGACGGUCAAGGUGGUAGUGGCCAGACCCGUCCCUCCGGAUGCUGUGGUGCAGCCGCUGGAGUACACAGGUCCCGGUGGGCCUCGCUUUGACGCCCAAGGAAUGGUCCUGCCGCACAGCAUCCUGGGUAGCCUGGAGGACUUCAAGAGAGAGAUGGAGGCCAGGGGCGAAACGGAGCUGGUGAAUCGAGUGCCGGACCACCAGGGAGUGCGCCCCCCGGUGGCAGUGGAGCAGAGGGGCGAGGAGAAGCCCAGACCUCUGACCCGGGGGCGGCGCGGUCCCCCUGACCUGCAGAGCCACGCCCUGCGGCACUGGGACAACCAUAUGGCAGAGCGUCGGCGGCAGCAGGACUUCAUCUCCCAGCUGCUCCAGAAGCCGAUCGAUAGCCUGCUGAUGAAUCAGUCCAACAGGUUUCGGGAGACCCAGGAACAGAGGGAGCUGAUCUCCCGCGGACUCCCUGCGCUGCACUCCGGACAGGGUUACCGUGUGGGCAGUGAGUUCUGGAGUGUCCCGCAGCGCAUUGGGGACGAGCUCAGCGGGGUCGCCGUGACCCUGACCCACAAGGAGAGGGGCAGCCUUGAGCCCGUCACUCGCAUCGGCCAUCCUCAGAGCGUACGACAGGAGACAGGCAACGUGCUUCCCGAAAAGUCGGCCCGCCGGGCCUGGGACAGCAGCCUGUACCUACAGCAGUGCCGCCAGGAGCUCAGAGAGGUUCUGACGGACCUGGACUUCAACCAGCCUGAGAUCGAUGGGUUGGAGGUUGUAGGGACUGGGCAGCCUUUUACCUCGGUCAUGGCAGAACGCUGCCCCCUGCUGGAGGAAGAGGAGACAGACAGUGAGACAGAGCAGAAGGAGAACCGAGAUCCCCUGGCGCACUAUGAUGAUGUCAUCCCGCGGGUGCUGCUGGUUCCCGCUGUCCGCUUCUGCGGGCAGCCGGCCCGUUGGAUCGGCAGCUCCUCCUCACACAAGGGGGAGGUGGGGAUUGCGGCGCGGCUGACCUUUGAGGCGUUGGCAGGGGAGCAGGCCUCCUCUUACCUGGAGCUGCAGAAUGAGGGAAGCACUGCGGUGUACUACAGCUGGCAGUGUCUGCCCCUCCCACACAGCUUCCCUGAGACCCGGCCUGACCCUCACACACAGCACUUCUACUUCAACACCAGCACGGGUGUGAUCCUGCCAGGUGACACCCAGCGGAUCCUCUUCACCUUCAAGUCGGCGGCCCCGGGGAUCGUGAGCGAGACCUGGUGCCUGAACACACACCCUGUUCUGCUGGGCGGGGCUUCUCUGCAGGUCACACUCCGGGGCGUGGCCCUCUAUCGGGACAACACUGCCGACCAGAGGCAGGCGCUGCAGAGGGAGCUGCAGCAGAGGGAGGCAGAGUCCGUGUGCAGGUCUCUGAUUUUGGAGAUCCUGCAGGGAGUGCGCACCCCAGAGUACCCCUGCUCCCCUGCAGAGCUCUACAUCACUGAGGAGGAGCACUUCCAAACCAUCAACCCCCAGUUGCAUUACCGGCCUGAGGCAGUGGAGGGACUGAGGCACCUGUGGGAGCAGGUCAGCAGUGUGGGGGAAGGUGACGCUUCUGAGGAGCCCCAGACCUGGGACCUGUGUGUAUCCAGCCUCAGACAGGCUUUGCUCACCCUGCCUGAGGAUGAUGAAGAGGGGGUCAAGGAGCAGGCACUCGCCCGUUUAAACGCCCUGGUCCUGGAACUCCAUCAGCCCCUGCACCCUCCACCAAAGCUACCACGACACUCCAUUGGGCUGCAGCUGUGGCGGGAGCUGCUGGACGGGCUGGUCAGAGAGGCAGUGUGGCUGAGGCGGGCGAUGGGACUGCCUGAGCUGGAGACCUGGGGAGAAGCACGAUCAGAGGAGGCCCUGGGGAAGGGGAAAAAGGAGGACAAGAGAGGAGGACCAAACUCCAAGGAGGAGGAGAAGAAGGGGACAGCUAAACAGGCAGGGAAAGACAAGCCCACAGAGUCUCAGGAGCAGCCCUCCAGCAAGAGGAAGGUGCGGGAUGAGAGGGAGAAGCGUGCGGGGAGGCCGGGGAAGCCGCCCUCAAAGGCUCCGCCCUCCUCUCCCCCCAGCCCGGGCAGCGACAGCUCAGAGUCCCAGCCAGAACAGAUGGACCUGGAGCUGCAGGAGAAGUACCACCGACACCUGCAUGACCGGGUAUAUGUGCUGAUGGGGUCCUUGGUGGACUCUCUGUGUGACCUGCUGGAGGAAGUGGAGAGUGAUCCACCAGACCCUGCCCAAUCCAAGAUGUUCUUCUGAAACCACAAUGCCCUGGUGCCCCACCCCCCACAGACCACAGCCAAAGCCUAACUUCGCCCAAACCCCAUCUCCUUACAGACAGCACCCUCACCCUACGCAUCCACACCCUUUGUCCCUACAGAUGACACCAAACUUCCAAUUCUUC
This is a messenger RNA of Megalops cyprinoides (Indo-Pacific tarpon), 2692 nucleotides long. RefSeq names its product mycbp associated protein. The coding region runs from base 1 to 2547 and encodes 848 amino acids. The record is from RefSeq and is a predicted model, not a curated record. NCBI's taxonomy places the organism in Eukaryota, Metazoa, Chordata, Actinopteri, Elopiformes, Megalopidae. The transcript is spliced from 19 exons.